Messenger RNA from Gossypium arboreum, 1824 nucleotides. Its product is annotated as NAC transcription factor 56-like. Lineage: Eukaryota; Viridiplantae; Streptophyta; Magnoliopsida; Malvales; Malvaceae. Bases 367 to 1416 code for a protein of 349 amino acids. The transcript is spliced from 3 exons. The record is from RefSeq and is a predicted model, not a curated record. Gene Ontology annotation, molecular function: DNA binding. Gene Ontology annotation, biological process: system development; regulation of DNA-templated transcription.
AUAUCAAUUUCAUUUUUCACUUGGUAACCGCUGCAUGUCAAUUAUCAACCAGUUUGUGCAUGGAUUCAGCUAACCAAAACCUAGUAUAAAGGAUGAAAGUACCCUUUUAAUUUCUCGUGGCGUGUCGUAUCGAGAUUGGAUAUGGUGGAUUAAACAGUAAACAGAUGCCAAGUUUGGUGUAUUAAAGCCUUUUUAUUACAAGAAUAAUAAUGUCCAUGCCAACACUAUGCAACCAUUUCUUCAGCAGCCUCUCUCUCAAGAAAAAUAACCACAAGCUGUAUGAUGUUCUUCCCUGGUAAACUUUCAGAAUCCAAACCAAAAACAUUCUCAGUUUCUUCAGUGAAUUAAUCGUGACAAGUAGCAGCAAUGGAAAGCACCGACUCCUCCACCGUCUCGCAGCGGCCGAACCUCCCACCAGGGUUCAGGUUCCACCCCACGGAUGAAGAGCUAGUCGUCCACUAUCUCAAGAAAAAGGCUACCUCAGCCCCUCUACCGGUUGCAAUAAUUGCAGAAGUUGAUUUGUAUAAGUUUGAUCCAUGGGAAUUACCAGCUAAGGCUACGUUUGGCGAGCGUGAAUGGUACUUCUUUAGCCCUAGAGACAGGAAGUAUCCGAACGGAGCGAGGCCUAACAGGGCGGCAACUUCGGGUUAUUGGAAGGCUACCGGAACCGAUAAGCCGGUAUUAAACUCGAAAGGGACACAAAAGGUUGGUGUGAAGAAGGCACUGGUUUUCUAUGGAGGGAAGCCUCCUAAAGGGAUCAAAACAAAUUGGAUCAUGCAUGAAUAUAGGCUUCCUGAUAAUAAGAAUAACAACAAACCCCCUGGAUGUGACUUGGGAUACAAGAAAAACUCACUAAGGCUUGAUGAUUGGGUGCUAUGUAGAAUCUACAAGAAAAACAACACAAAUAGACCCUUGGGAUAUGAAAAAGAUGAGGCCAUGGAUGAUAUGGGUGGGCCAGUACCAACUUCAAUGUCAAUUGGCAGUCUUCAGUUCCAGACAAAGGGCACAAGUUGUGGAACAUUUCUUGAAAAUCAUGAACAUAACCUGUUUGAUGGAAUGCUGGGGAGUGAUGGGAUGAAUAACAAUGGUUCGAUGUCUCACUUAGGACGUUGUUCAAGCUCAAAGCCAGACCUGUCUAUGGUUAACCCUCUCAAAAGAAGUACCGUCCCAUCGCUUUACUGGACCGAUGAGGAUACAGCCAGUCCUUCAACAAGCAAGACAUUUCAUGGGGAUCAUAGCAAUGAUGGAAGCCUGGAAAAACCAGACACAAAUGGCUCAAAUUCAAUUGCAACCCUGCUUAGCCAGCUUCCUCAAACCCCUCACCUGCAACAACAAACAAUGGUAGGGUCAAUGGAGGAUGGGAUUUUUCGACCUUCAUAUCAACUUCCAGGCCUCAACUGGUACACUCUUAAUUGAAUUUUCAGGUACUGGGGUAUUCUGUAGGUUUACCAUUUUUAUGCCCUUGAAGAAAAUAUUCCAAAUUUUCAACUAGCUUAGGGAACUUUCAUCAGUGUCAUGUUUUACCUACUUGUUGGUAGGGAAAGAGAUCGAUGAGCCAAAGUUUCAACUCUUGAGCCAUAGAUACAGUUAAAUUUUUAUUAAUAUCUAGUGUUAUACAUAUACAUAUAGUUUGAUGUAGAAAAGAAAAAGAAUAAAACUGAUAGAUAAUAUAUAUGUAUAGAUGUAUAUAUACUAUAUUAUAUUUAAUUUGCUUUAGGAAUAACAGUGAAAUAUUGUAUAGAAAUCCUUCUUGUUGUAGAAUCUUAUUAUUAAUGAUGAUGCACAGUUUUAGGAAUAUAAUGGUUAUGGUUGGUUUACAUCAAA